AUGCUUCAUUUACCUGGUCAAAUUCGCCUGUCCGAAAGCUGUAUUCUUCAGAAUACCAAGCUAGGUUGGAUAGUCUGGGGCUCCAUUCCUGCUUAUAAACCAUCUGUCACCCAUCAACACAUUUCCAAUUUCGUUUCUAGCAUUGAACAUGUGUCCAACGCAGACAUCUCUAAGCAAUUGGAAAAAUUUUGGCGAAUUGAAGAAAUUGAUACUGAAUCCAGCACGCCAGCAGAACAUGCACAAAUUGAGCAGCACUACAUUGAGAAUGUUCAACGUCAAGAUGAUGGCAGAUUUUCUGCAGCCUUGCCGGAAAAAGAAGCUACAUGGAAUGACAUCUCCUGUAAUGUUGCAAUCAUCCGUCCUAUCUCAUCACAUGCCACUAGAGUCACAACUUCAGUGUUGAACAAUAUCAUUCAUAAAUUGUCUGAUUAUCAUCGCAUCACCCGUUCAACAGCAUACGUUCGUCGUUUCAUCCAUAACAUCACUCGACGUCAUCAUCCUGAUCAGCGCAGAUGUGGUCUACUCACAGUAGAAGAAAUUCAAGAGGCAGAAAUUGCGAUCAUCCGCACGGUUCAAGCAGAAGCAUUCACAGAAGAGAUUCGUCUUCUCCAUCAAGGCAGAGAAUUGCUUCCGUCUAGUUCCUUGAAAGCGCUAUCGCCAUUCAUUGACAAUGACUCAUUAUUGAGAGUUGGCGGCAGAUUGAGUCAAUCGGACUUGCCGUACGACUACAAACAUCAAAUCAUCUUGCCUUCUAAACAUCGUUUCACUCGUGCGCUCAUCAUGUCAUAUCAUCGACGUCUUUCUCAUGAUGGAGUUCAGAGCACCAUGACUUCAUUACGUCAGCGUUAUUGGAUACUAUCUACUCGUCGUACAGUCAAAUCAGUUUUGAAAUCCUGCCAUUUAUGUUUUCGCUUCGCCAAAUUUCGUUCGGAACAAAUCAUGGGACAACUUCCUCCUGUCAGAAUACAGUCUGAUUUUCCAUUCUAUAACUCUGGCAUAGAUUAUGCUGGACCGUUUUCAUUACUUGUUGGUUCCAAGAAAUCACGCACAUAUUCGAAAGCUUAUUUAGCUAUCUUCGUCUGCAUGGUCACGAAAGCAGUACACGUAGAAGUCGUCUCAGAGUUGACAACGAAAGCCUUUAUUGCGGCACUCAUUCGCUUCUCAUCACGUCGUGGUAUUCCACACUCCAUAUUUUCGGACAAUGCAACCACGUUUGUAGGUGCAAACAAUGAACUACAAGAUCUACAUCAGUUUUUUGAGUCAUCUAAAACUCAACAAGAUAUUCAUAACUACACGUCGGUUCUCAAUAUCAAGUGGCACUUCAUUCCACCUCGCGCCCCAUCUUUUGGAGGUCUAUGGGAGAAUGCUGUCAAGAAUUUCAAGAAAAUUUUCAAAGUCGUCACAUUCAAUCAUAUUCUUAAUUUUGAAGAUAUGACUACAUUCGCAGCUCAAAUUGAAGCUAUCCUUAACUCUCGUCCACUCGUACCUCUUACAGAGGACCCUCAAGAUCUUCAGUAUCUCUCGCCAGGUCACUUCUUGGUUGGUCGCCCAUUGACUGCGUUGCCUUUCCAUUGCCCACCCACCACCCAUGUCGAUAACAGGUGUCGUUGGAAACUUCUUCAAAAAAUCACUCAAGAACUUUGGGACAGAUGGUCUAAGGAGUACUUAGUCACACUUCAACGCAAGCACAAAUGGCUUACUGAAUCGGACAAUCUCACAGUUGACACCAUGGUUCUUCUGAAAGAUCUCAAUUCUGCUCCUUCCACAUGGAAGUUAGCUCGCAUCAUUGAAACCCAUCCAGGUGCUGAUGGAAAAGUUCGUGUUGUUACAGUGCAGACUGCACAUGGUAGAUUCAAGAGAGCCAUCUCUAGUCUCGCUCCGCUUCCAGCAUUUGAAGAUGAUUAA
Molecule: messenger RNA, 1905 nt
Organism: Nilaparvata lugens (brown planthopper)
Lineage: Eukaryota; Metazoa; Arthropoda; Insecta; Hemiptera; Delphacidae
Exons: 1
Coding region: 1-1905 (634 amino acids)
Biological process (GO): DNA integration
Molecular function (GO): nucleic acid binding
Source: RefSeq, a predicted model, not a curated record